UCAUAAAUCAGCUCAGGUGGGUGUCCCGGCGUGACGUCAGCGCUGGGCAAACAAACGCGCGCCCGCGAGCGCUCAGGCAAGGUGAAGUUCAGUUAAAGUAAAACUUUCAGCUCGCGAGGAAAAUGUCCGUGAGCUUCCUGCUGGACACGGCCAUGUACGGCAACCCCGCCGCGAGACACCUGAACCUCGGCCACCAGCCUCACCUGAACUACCCGUCUGCCCCGUACCCGGACUACAGCGGGUACCACCCGGGUCCUGCCCUCGGGAAUGACCUGCAUCACACCGGCAGCUCGUGGAGUCCCGGCUUCGGCCCGGGUUUGCGUGAAGAGUGGCCGCCGCUCUAUGGUCACGGGACGGGUCACUCGCUGCCGGCUAACGGCGUGGAGGUCAACGUCAUUCCGCAAGUGGAUCAGGCGCAGCUGGAGAGAGAAGAGCCGCAGGACUGGAUGAGACGAGCCGCGGGUCCCGGGAACACUGGAGGGAAGACGCGGACGAAGGACAAAUACCGAGUGGUGUACAGUGACGUUCAGCGCCUGGAGCUGGAGAAGGAAUUUCAUUUCAGCCGAUACAUCACCAUCAGAAGGAAGGCGGAGCUCGCCGGAGCCCUCAGCCUAUCAGAACGCCAGGUGAAGAUCUGGUUUCAGAACAGAAGAGCCAAAGAAAGGAAAAUAAACAAGAAGCGACUGCAACAGGCCCAGCAGAGCUCUACAUCCACUCCUCCCAGCAUGCCCAGUCACACCAGCGCCACCAUGGUCUCCAGCACCAACAACGCUUUGAUGACAGACAAUAUAUCGGCCACCAUUAAAGAGGAAUACUGAGACUCUAUCAAACCGAAGGACCGACGGUACAUGUUUACACAGUUUCAGCGACACGGAGUGGAACGUUCAUAUUGCACUACACAAAUGACACGCAGACACGUUUUAUUGUGAUAAUGCGCACAGUAUUUCAAUUUUUGUAAAAAAUUAUGAUCUCAGAGUAUGUCGGACGACCGAAGACACGUCAUAAUGCUUUCUAAAUUGUUUUGCGUACUGCUUUUGAUGACCUCACUAACUGCGAUGAUGAUUUGAUGACUAUAUUUGCUGCGCGCGCAUCACUACUGCUUCGCUUCGUAAAAUAUUUCACACCGACUGGAAAACUGACAUUUAUAAAAAAACAAAAAAACAAAAAACAAAACAAGGAGUCAACUGGUGCCUCUGUGUAAUUAUUCUUUUUAAAAAGUUUAAAAUUUUUAAUAAAAAGAUAUUUGAAGAGAA
This is a messenger RNA of Pimephales promelas (fathead minnow), 1253 nucleotides long. RefSeq names its product caudal type homeobox 1a (gene cdx1a). Lineage: Eukaryota; Metazoa; Chordata; Actinopteri; Cypriniformes; Leuciscidae. Gene Ontology annotation, biological process: anterior/posterior axis specification; embryo development; regulation of transcription by RNA polymerase II. Gene Ontology annotation, cellular component: nucleus. The record is from RefSeq and is a predicted model, not a curated record. Gene Ontology annotation, molecular function: DNA-binding transcription factor activity, RNA polymerase II-specific; RNA polymerase II transcription regulatory region sequence-specific DNA binding.